Labeo rohita (rohu) is the source of this 6355-nucleotide messenger RNA. RefSeq names its product secretory carrier membrane protein 5a (gene scamp5a). The coding region runs from base 283 to 975 and encodes 230 amino acids. Gene Ontology annotation, cellular component: trans-Golgi network membrane; recycling endosome membrane. The record is from RefSeq and is a predicted model, not a curated record. Gene Ontology annotation, biological process: protein transport. The transcript has 7 exons. NCBI's taxonomy places the organism in Eukaryota, Metazoa, Chordata, Actinopteri, Cypriniformes, Cyprinidae.
UCAGCAUCACACACACUCGUCUCUCGCGGAGCGGAUGCUCAUCGACGCGCUUGCGUGUGUAGGAGUAGCGUGACGUGAUUGUUUUCACUCCCAUAUUCCCAAUAUCAUCUCGCAAGAUAACGGAUUUGGAAAACAUCACCAUCACAAGUGCAUCGAUCAUUGAAUGGAAAGUGGUUUAUUAGAUGCGAGUGGGCGCUUGCAUCGGCAACAUAUUCUUGGGUGAACGCGCCAGAAGGUUUUUAAAUAUUCAAGUUCACGUUGGUGAUCUGAAAAAAAAUCUCCAUGGCAGAAAACAAUUUCCCUCCUCUUCCACGGUUCAUUCCACUGAAACCAUGUUUUUACCAAGACUUCAACGAAAUCCCAGACCAGCGGCGUACGAUGUGCAAACGACUGUAUUACCUAUGGAUAUUGAAUAGUGCCACCCUAGCAGUGAACCUGAUUGGCUGUCUAGCAUGGAUGUGCGGAGGAGGCGGGGCAACCAAUUUUGGGAUGGCCUUUCUGUGGCUGAUACUGUUCACCCCAUGCUCAUACGUGUGCUGGUUUAGGCCCAUCUACAAGGCCUUCAAGACAGACAGUUCUUUCAACUUCAUGGCGUUCUUUUUCGUCUUCAUGGCACAGGUGGUGAUUAGCAUCAUCCAGACUGUAGGAAUCCCAGGAUGGGGAGUGUGCGGCUGGCUGGCUACCAUCACUUUUUUCAGCACUAAUAUUGGCUCUGCUGUUGUUAUGCUGAUUCCUACCAUAAUGUUCACUGCCGUGGCUGUUCUCUCGUUCAUUGCCCUCACCAAGGUUCACAACUUCUACCGUGGCAGUGGCGGCAGCAUGAGCAAGGCUCAGGAAGAAUGGACCACCGGCGCUUGGAAGAACCCUCACGUCCAGCAGGCAGCACAGCAGGCAGCUAUGGGGGCUGCACAGGGGGCCAUGCAGGGUCAACAAUACUCAGCCGCCCCAACCUACAACUAUGACGAGCCAAUGUAGAUCCUUUUCAGCCACAAUGGGGGGAGGGGCCAGAAACAGGGUAUUCGGGAGGGUGCUCCAGAGGGAUAAAGUCAGUGGUUGAAACGGGGGACGGGAGAAAAGAAAGAUACAUCAGACCAAUUUGAAUUCAAACAAAUUUCCACCAGUACAACAGCACAUAAGCUUUUGCUUAAACUGUGUGAUAGUUUAAGGAGUUGCUUUCGGUAUUUAGAACCCCUCAAUAGGAAAGUAUCAGUCUCGCCAUGUGGUAUUAAUGGCAGAUUUAAUUAACGGUUUUGUAGUGUUUCUCCACUUAUCGUAUUUCAAACAUGGCUGAACUAGAGCACCAGUAAGGAAACAUUCCAAAGCUCACUAUGUUUCUAUAGUAACUAGAUUCUCAGAUUCGUCUGUGUGGUAUUUGCAAGCCAGUUCUAUAUUUUGUUUGGCUGUUAGUAUUCAAGAACAUAUUUCGACUAUUUAACAAACGCCAUCUCUACUCUCACGUCUUACGAAUAAACGUACGUUUUAUGCACAGAGAGAUGAAAGGAUCAGCUUUUGGAAAUAAAUUUAAUGGUAUUUACUUGAUCUCGUAGUUGUAAAAGUAUAAACCCAGCUAACAGGUAACGUUCUCAGAACGUUCUAGCAACGUUCUCUCAAAGUUAAGAACAAAUGUUCUAGUAAUGUUCAAUGGGCCUCAUUCGUGAAACACAAGCUGAACAAAUUUUUGCAUAAUCGUUCGUAAAGCCAUUCUGACGUAAACUUUCGUAUUCAUAAAAAUGUUCGCAUUUUUAAAAUGUUAGUUAGUAUGAAGAACCGUACACCCUACAUGUAAAUCAUGUGUAAAACGUUCUCCCUGGGUAAAACACAGUACUCGUCACUGUCACUUUUUACCCAGCCGUCCAAUCAAUGGAGGAGGGGCGGGACAAAUACUACACCGACCAAUCAGUACCAUUCUACUUGUACUGGUUACUUAAUUUGUAUAUUUAUUAAUAUUCUUCAAAAUAACCACCAAAGCGUCUCAAGCGCCACCAGCUGGCUGUCUUCAGAAGAGCACCUGGUAUUUUUUCAGCUGACUUUGGUGGACACAUGUUAAUUGAAUAUUUCAUUCAUGAAAUGCGAGCAGAACAAUUUUUUGCGUAAAUCGUUCGUGAAGCUGUUCUGACGUAAACUUCAGAAUUCGUGAAAAUGUUUGUUUUUUUAAAUUGUUAGCUCGUAUGAAAGAAAUGUACACCUGCUCCAUCAUAGCAACCAAAGCGUCUCAAGCGCCACCAGCUGGCUGUUUUCAGAAGAACGCCUGGUAUUUUUUCAGCUGGCUAAAACACUUUGGUGGACACAUGUUAAUUGAAUAUUUCAUUCAUGAAAUGUGAGCAGAACUAAUUUUUGCAUAAAUUGUUCGUAGCUGUUCUGACGUAAACUUCCAAAUUUGUGAAAAUGUUUGUUUUUUUAAAUUGUUAGCUCGUGUGAAAAAAAAAAAAAAAAAAAGUACACCCCCUCCAUCAUAGCAACCAAAGCAUCUCAAGCGCCACCAGCUGGCCAUUUUCAGAAGAGCACCUGGUAUUUUUUCAGCUGACUAAAACACUUUUGGACACGUUAAUUGAAUAUUUCAUUCAUGAUAUGCGAGCAGAACAAAUUUUUGCGUAAAUUGUUCAUAAAGCCGUUCUGACGUAAACUUCCGAAUUCGUGAAAAUGUUUGUAUUUUCAAAAUGUUAGCUCUUAUGAAAGAAAUGUACACCUCCUCCAUCAUAGCAACCAAAGCAUCUCAAGCGCCACCAGCUGGUUGUUUUCAGAAGAGCAUAUGACAUUUGUUCAGUUUGCUAAAAAUGCUUUGGUGAACACACAUUAAUUGAGUAUUUAUUGUUAGUCAUAUGGCUUAUUAGCCUUUUUUUGCAUUUAUGCAAUAAACCGGAGACAAACCUGAGAAAGGAGUCCAGAAUAUUCCACUUCGUUCCUGGACACAUAACUGACAUAGCUGUAAUUCAUAGGCCUCAUUCAUGAAACGCAAGCAAGUUUCGGCGUAAAUUUUUGCGUAAAUCGUUCAUAAAUCCGUUCUGCCGUAAACUUUUGAAUUGUGAAAGUGUUCAUAUUUUCAAAAUGUUAGCUGGUACAAUAGAAGUGUACACCUCCUCCAUCAUAGCAACCAAAGCAUCUCAAGCGCCACCAGCUGGCCAUUUUCAGAAGAGCGCCUGCCAUUUUUCAGCUGACUAAAACACUUUGGUGGACGCACAUUAAUUGAAUAUUUCAUUUAUGAAACACGAGCAGAAGAAAUUUUUACGUAAAUCGUUCAUAUAUCCAUUCUGAAGUAAACUUUCGAAUUUGUUAAAAUGUUCAGAUUUUCAAAAUGUUAGCUGGUACAAUAGAAGUGUACACCUCCUCCAUCAUAGCAACCAAAGCGUCUCAAGCGCCACCAGCUGGCCAUUUUCAGAAGAAUGCCUGGCAUUUUUUGAGCUGGCUAAAAACACUUUGGUGGAUGCACGUUAAUUAAAUAUUUAUUGUUAGUCAUUUUACCUUAUUAGUCUUUGUUGCAUUUAUGCUACAUAGAGCCAAACCUGUGAAGGGAGUCUGGAAUAUUCCACUUUGUAACUUAUAGACCUCAUUCUUAAAAAAUGAGAAUGAAUUUUUGCACAAAUUGACAUAAACUUUCAAAUUUGUGAAAAUGUUAGUAUUUUCAAAAUGUUAACUAACUGGUAUGAAAGAAAUACACCCCCUCCUAUCACGUAAAUGGUGUGUAAAACUACCCUAAUAAUAUUUUACAAGAUUGUUUCCCAAUCAGUGGGGGAGGGGCAGGACAAAUACUACACCGACCAAAAAAUAGAUGAUAGCAUGUUACUGUCAAAGUACAGUAAUAUCGUAAUGUUACUUACGUAGUUGUAAUUCAUUUGCGGGGAUUAUGCUAAUUGUGAAUGAGCAUGCACGCGCACUAUUUACGAAUGAUUGGAAUUCAUUAACAUAUACAUGUUUAACUACCAAAUCUGUGGUGUGCGAACCAUUUGUGAAUCCAGAAGAGAGUUUUUGUAAAAGUCCGUUUUUUAUGUGCAAAUUUCACGAAUGAGGCCCAAUGUUCGUUUGGCUUGUACUAAUGUUCUCAAUUGUUCAUACAAUGUUAUCCAUACACCGUUCUUGGAACGUUUUUCUUCUAAAAUGUUUCAGUUAGAUAUUCAUCUAACGUUUUUUUAAAUAUUACUACAUAUUUCAGAAUGUUAAUGUUCAGGGAAUGUUCCGUUAACAUUCGUAUAACCAAAAAAAAAAAAAAAAACGUAAUGUUCUGAGAACGUUUACAAAUAACGAUUUCGAAACUUAAUGGAAAUGUCAGCAAAACGUUCUAAGAACAUAUUUUUGUUAGCUGGGAAGUUUAUAAGCGUUGCAUUGUUUGUGAUGAGCACUUUACGUCAAGUGCAAGUACAAAGAAAGUUUGUUUUCAUUUUCUGUGAAGGUACAGGCAAAGCCAUAUGUUUACGUCAUUUUAGUUGUUACGUAUUUUCGUUUGCGUUAAAAAUUGUUGACAUUUUAGUAAGUGCAGUUGGUUGGGUUUGUUAACAUUGUUUUAUUUACCUCAGGAUUUAAUCGUCUCAUUUUACUGCUGAUGUACUGUAGCCGAGCUUCGGCUAACGAAAUCGAUCCGACGAAAUAUUUGUACGUGUACAUGUUGUACGUUUGUACAUUAGCUCUCGAAUAGAGUAAAUAUUUAAUCUGCUCUUAGCUACAGGCUUGUUAUAUAUUUCAAUCCAUUAUGAUCUGAAUCUGCAACGAAGGCUGAUAUUUUAACAUUAACAUUGUCACAGAAAUCAUAAGUGUUGUUUUGCGUAUAAUCUCAGAUUGAAUUUCAGUAAUGUCUGUAAAAUAUGGCUUCUGGGUGGUUUAUUCCCCACUGGUUUAAACGCUACAACUAAAGCACAUUAUGAAGUUAUAUUGUCUCAAGUACAAUAUAUAUAUCAUAUUAAUUAUUGAUUGCUCUCAUAGUGACGUUACGUCAUGUCUGAUAAUCUUUCAGUACUUUUUUCAGAAAACGUUUGCUCUAUUAUGCCUUGAAAAGCAAUUUCUGUGUGAAAUUUCUGAAUUACUGAUAUUUAGAGAUUAUUUGAACUCUUCCAGAUCUGAAAAUUGUGGAUUUGUAAUAUAUAGUAGAACAUUUAUUUAGAUUCGUUGUUCCAAUUCAACUGAAUUUACAGACUGAGGAGCUGGUUAGCGACGAAUAGAUGGUUGGCUGUGGAACUGGGUCAUAGUUAUAUGAAAAUGAAGUAUGAAAUAGAUUAAAAUAAUAGUGUACAGUAUAUGUAAUAUGUCAUCUCAGUGUCUCUAUCAAGGCUGUAAAAUACUUUCAACCAUUUCAAGAACUGUGAAACUUCAAUACGUUCGGUUCAUGUAUGUUUGGGGAGUUUUCUAUGUGCUUUUUUGUUCCUGUAAAGAUCUUUUUGUUGAAUGUGUGUAUUUUGAGCGUAACUUGUUCCACAAUGUGAUGUUUAGUACACUAUUGUGGCGUUUGGUAAGACAGGACUUCCUGUGCAAAGCUUUGGCUGAGGUUUCGUCCCUAACUGACAUCCACAGUCCUCUUGCGCCCUCUGGUGGACUGGAUGUAUACAACUUUACCUGUUUGUUUUCUAACAGUCACCUAAUAAGAAAACACUGACAGAAGCAAUAUCGAAUAUCUGUCAUGCAUGAUCUGAUCACAUCAACAAGCGUGAAUGUUAUAUUUCAGCCGCACCAGCAAAAGCUAAGGUCACUGUCCUUUCCAAGACCCACCAUGUCUUUUUUUUUUUUUUUUUUUUUUUUUUUUUUUUUUUAUGUGCCCUGAUCUUCAUGCAUAUGUAUCCCAAUAAUAGAUAAAGCCUUGUUCAUACUGUAAAGUUAAGUGAGUGGAAAGAUGCCAGUAGAGUAACACAAAACAGAUAGUUGUCUUUGUAUAGUGAGUUGUGUGUGGUGCUUGGUAAAUUUGUGAAUUGAACCAAACCUUGUGCCAUGUGUACAAAGGCACUCCGUAUGUGUGUAGAUGUUCAUUAUUUUGUCACGUCUAAAGUGGAAUGUAUUGUUGACUUGGAGACUCAGUCCAACUACAGUACAUUUUACGGGUUUUUAUUUGCUUUUUUGUAUUUUUUCCUUGACUUAUAAGGGUCAAACGUUUAAAUUAUUUUGUACUAAUAUCAAUUUAGCCAUAUUUUCCCUCUCAGCUACUUCGUGUAGUGUACUUAAUUUGUAUUUAAUGCAAUGCAAACACCUUAACACGUUAAGUUUCCUGAGAAAAACUGUACUUUGAAAUCAAUCAAUCAUGCAAACAUGAAGCUCAAUAGUUGUGAUUUCUGAAGGUGGUUGUUUUUGAAGUUUCAAAUGAAUUGUUUUUUGGUUCAUUUUGUAUUACUUUUAUAUUAUUUUGUCUCUCCCUGAUGGAUAAUAAACAUAUAAUGUUGCA